GACAUGUGAGUCUGAACCACCCAGCGUCUGUGCAGGAGCUGUAAACAUGUUUACCUGAACAGGAAAGAAAAUGGAUUUUUCUCUUAAAGAUCCAGUGAUAUGAAUAACAUACUCUUGAAGCAUAUCAACAGAUGACUUGUGAGAGAAAUUUUCUGAAAACCUGGCUUUUGAAAUCGACGAGGAAAAAAAGAUCCUUGAUUGCUGCAGCAAAUGGCAACUUGUGCAGUCACCAAUUAUAACAAUGUGGUAGAAGCAAACUCAGACUCAGAUGAUGAAGAUAAAUUGCAUAUAGUGGAAGAGGAAAGUGUAACGGAUGCAGCAGACUGUGAUGCUAGUGUGCCAGAAGAUGACUUGCCAACGGACCAUAUAGUGUUACCAGAAAACAGUGAAAGAGAAGCGAGUACAAACACUUGUUGGGAAGAUGAAGCUGGAAAAGAAAGAAAGGAAAUCCUGGGGCCUGAAGCUCAGACAGAUGAAAUUGGAUGUACAGUAAAAGAAGAUGAAUGUGAUUCUGAUGCAGAGAAUGAGCAAAACCAUGACCCUAAUGUCGAAGAAUUCCUCCAACAAGAAGAUACAGCUGUUAUCUACCCUGAAGCACCUGAGGAGGACCAGAGGCAAGGCACGCCAGAAGCUAGUGGUCAGGAUGAAAAUGGAACACCUGACGCCUUUUCCCAGCUGCUCACGUGCCCGUACUGCGACCGAGGGUACAAGCGUUUCACCUCUCUGAAGGAACACAUCAAAUACCGCCAUGAAAAGAACGAAGAUAACUUCAGCUGCUCCUUGUGCAGUUACACGUUUGCGUACAGAACGCAGCUCGACCGCCACAUGACAUCACACAAAUCAGGAAGAGACCCAAGACAUGUGACGCAGUCCAGCAGUAAUCGAAAAUUCAAGUGCACUGAAUGUGGAAAAGCUUUUAAAUAUAAACAUCACCUAAAGGAGCACCUACGAAUCCACAGUGGAGAGAAGCCAUAUGAGUGCCCAAACUGCAAGAAACGUUUUUCCCAUUCUGGUUCAUACAGUUCACACAUAAGCAGUAAGAAGUGUAUUGGUUUGAUGCCCGUGAAUGGUCGAGCCCGGUCAGGGCUCAAGAUGUCUCAGUGCUCCUCCCCUUCCCUUUCUGCAUCACCAGGUAGCCCAGCAAGACCACAGAUACGACAAAAGAUAGAAAAUAAACCCUUGCAAGAGCAGCUUCCUCUUAACCAAAUUAAAACUGAACCUGUGGAUUAUGAAUUCAAGCCCAUAGUGGUUGCUUCAGGAAUUAAUUGUUCAACCCCUUUGCAAAAUGGGGUUUUUAGUGGUGGUAGCCCGUUGCAGGCAACCAGUUCUCCUCAGGGUGUGGUGCAAGCUGUUGUUCUACCAACAGUAGGUCUGGUGUCUCCCAUAAGCAUCAAUUUAAGUGACAUUCAAAAUGUACUAAAAGUGGCAGUGGAUGGUAACGUAAUAAGGCAAGUACUGGAAAACAAUCAUGCUAAUCUUGCAUCCAAAGAACAAGAAACAAUCAACAAUGCAUCUAUACAACAAGCUGGCCAUUCCCUCAUUUCAGCUAUCAGUCUUCCUUUGGUUGACCAAGAUGGGACAACCAAAAUUAUCAUCAACUACAGCUUGGAGCAGCCAAGUCAACUUCAGGUUGUUCCACAAAAUCUAAAAAAAGAAAACUCUGUUCCUGCAAAUAGUUGCAAAAAUGAGAAAUUACCACAAGAUCUCACAGUGAAGUCUGAGAAAGAUAAGAACUUUGAAGGAGAGACCAACGAUAGCACUUGUCUUCUUUGUGAUGACUGUCCAGGAGAUCUUAAUGCACUUCAAGAAUUAAAGCACUAUGAAACAAAAAGCCCUCCUCAGCUUCCCCAGUCCAGUGGAGCAGAAGCUGAGAAACCCGAGUCCCCUGUCCCAUCAGAAACCGGGGAGAACAACUUGUCUCCUGGUCAGCCACCUUUAAAGAACCUUCUGUCGCUCCUAAAAGCGUAUUAUGCAUUAAAUGCACAACCAAGUGCAGAAGAGCUUUCAAAAAUAGCAGAUUCUGUAAACCUACCACUGGAUGUGGUAAAAAAGUGGUUUGAAAAAAUGCAAGCUGGACAGAUUUCUGUGCAGUCUUCUGGACCAUCUUCUCCUGAACAAGUUAAAUUAAGCAGCCCUGCAGACAACGAUGAUCAAGCAGCAACUUCAAAUGUGAGCGAACCCCAGAACAGCACAAAUAACUCACAAAAUCCUGUCAGUACAACGAAAUCUCAGACUUUACCAGGGGCUUCAGCUCUGAAUGGUUCACACAGUAGCACGCCAUCUGCAUCACCACUAAACCUUUCUUCAUCAAGAAAUUCACAGGGUUACACGUACACGGCAGAGGGUGUACAGGAAGAGCCGCAAAUAGAACCUCUUGACCUUUCGCUACCAAAGCAACAUGGAGAACUGUUGGAAAGAUCUACCAUAACUAGUGUUUACCAGAACAGUGUUUAUUCUGUCCAAGAAGAACCUUUGAACUUAACUUGUGCAAAAAAAGAACCACAAAAGGACAACAGUGUUACAGACUCUGAUCCUAUUGUAAAUGUAAUCCCACCAAGUGCCAAUCCCAUAAAUAUUGCUAUACCUACAGUCACUGCCCAGUUACCUACAAUUGUUGCCAUUGCUGACCAGAACAGUGUUCCCUGCUUGAGAGCUCUCGCUGCCAAUAAGCAAACCAUUUUGAUUCCACAGGUGGCUUAUACAUACUCUACUACAGUUAGUCCUGCAGUUCAUGAGACACCACCAAAACAGACCCAAGCCAAUGGAAAUCAGGAUGAAAGGCAAGACACUAGCUCAGAAGGAAUAUCCAAUUUAGAAGAUCAAAACGAUUCUGAUUCAACACCCCCAAAGAAAAAAAUGAGAAAGACAGAAAAUGGGAUGUAUGCAUGUGAUUUAUGUGACAAAAUAUUCCAGAAGAGCAGCUCGUUAUUGAGACAUAAGUAUGAACACACAGGUAAAAGACCUCACGAGUGUGGAAUCUGUACGAAAGCAUUUAAACACAAACACCAUUUGAUCGAACACAUGCGACUGCAUUCGGGGGAAAAGCCCUACCAAUGUGACAAGUGUGGAAAGAGGUUUUCACACUCGGGCUCUUACUCUCAGCACAUGAACCAUCGCUACUCCUACUGCAAAAGGGAGCCGGAGGAGCGCGACAGCGCCGAGCCCGAGGAGCUGGGCCCCGAGGCGCUGAGCAGCGAGCACGUGGUGGUCAGGGCGUCCCCCUCGCAGAUCGACUCGGAUGAGAGGGAGAGCCUAACCAGGGAAGAGGAGGAAUACAGUGAAAAAGAGGAAGAGGAGGAGGAAGAAAAAGACAUAGAGGGACUUCAGGAAGAAAAAGAAUGUAGGGAACUACAAGAAGUAGGGGAUGCAGUAGGGGAUGCAGUAGGGGAUGCAGUAGCGGAUGCAGUAGGGGAUGCAGAAGAAGUAGCAGCAGUAGAAGAGGAAGAAGGGAAAACUGAAGGUGACAAGAACGAUGAAGCUAUAAAUCAAGCAAGCAAUGCAGAACCAGAAGUUAUACAAAAUAAUGGGCAGGUGUCAGAAGAAAAUAACGAAUAAAGCUUACGUGCUAGGUUUUUUCUAUAAGGAAAAAAAUUGGUAAUGAAGUUCCUUCUAUAUUAUACAUGCUUUUCAUGGAAACGCAGUAGCCUGCAUACUGUGAUUUCUGUUCACUACUGUGUAAAAAAAUAUAUAUAUAAAAAAAAAUGAAAAGGAAAAAAAAAAAAGAAAUCCAGGUGUGCCUGAACCUCAAACUUAGUAAUUUUUCACACAGUUUUCAAAGUUAGGAACAAGUUUAUAACAUGAAGCAGAUUAGAAAAAUACAGUGACUCUGGAAGCAAAGAUUUAACAGGUUGUAGGAAACCUGCUUAUUAGACAAGCAUCUGGCAUUGUUUGUUUUAUCAGUAUUAAUUUUCAUUCUUAAGUUGAUUAAUUUUUAAACUGUACAAUUGGGAGAGAUUUAUAUGAAUUUUUUUUUUUUAUGGUAAAACAUUUCCUAAAUCCGCUUCAGUAUUUUCUUAUGUUUUACAAUGUGAGAACUUCUGCACUACAAAAUUCCCUUUUGCAGAGACGUGUAAUGCAGUUGCAAACAGUGCUUGGCUACCUUUGUAAAUUCAACCUAGAAGGUAGCAGUUUAUGACAUUAGAUGUUGUAGUAGAGCAUAUUAUAAUUUAAAGUGUAUUGUUAGCCUUAAGGAAGAAGAUGAUAGAAGAACUGAAGUUUCUUACUCAUGUGGUUAAAAAUGUAGUUGAGAAGAUUGUCGUUGAGUUCUGAUUGCAGGGACUAACAGUGUUAAUACUGGUAAGGACAGGAAAGUUGUCAAAAACAGUGUUUGUAAUUGUGUUUUGAGUAUGUAGUAACAAUAUGAAGGAUAUGAUAUGAAGCUUUGUAUCUCCUUUGGCCUUAUGCAAGACCUAUGUGCUGUAAGUGCCAUUUAUCAGUAUUACGAAGGCUCUAAGCAGCCUUUAUCCAAUGUGUGGCCUACAAUAACUAGCAUUUGUUGAUUUGUAUCAAACUUCUAAACUAUUCAUGGGGAAAAAACACUCAGCCAUCAGAGAAGUAAGAACACUGGUAUAUUUCAUUAUUUAAUUAUUUGGUGGUAUUUUGGGUUAAUACCUGACUUGCAGAAUUUCUCUACAAUAAUUACAAGGGAAAUUUUCUAAUCUGCUUUAUUGCUUUAUUGGUUUACUUUAAUUUCAGACACAUACAUGACAUGUUAUCUGGCUCAUAAGUAUUUUCAAAUGUUAGUUAUUAUGGACCCCAUUUAUUAACAAUGUUAGCUGAUUUUUACCUAUCAGUAUUAUUUUAUUUCUUUUAGUUUAUAGAUCUGUGCAACAUUUUGUACUGUAUGUCUUCAAACCUGGCAGUAUUAAUACCCUUCUUACUGACAUAUGUACCUUUUUAGUUUUAGAAAACUUUUAUAUUUAUGUGUCUUAUUUUUAUAUUUCUUUAUUUAUUACACAGUGUAGUGUAUAAUACUGUAGUUUGUAUUAAUACAAUAAUAUAUUUUAGUAUGAAAAUUUGGAAAGUUGAUAAGAUUUAAAGUAGAGAUGCAAUCGGUUCUCUUGCAUUGAGAUUUGAUUUAACAGUGUUAUGUUAACAUUUAUACUUGCCUUGGACUGUAGAACAGAAGAAUUAAAAUGGGAAUGUAUUAAUUUUACAAUUGCAAUCAAUUCAUUUUACCUUUACCCAGUUUUUAAUAUAAAGCUCUUAAAUUUUGAAAUUCACUGUGUGACUAAUAGCAUGAUGCUCUGCAGUUUUAUUAAGAGAUUAGUCUAACCAUAAAACUCUCAUUUCCUUAGUAAGCCAAAUUAGAAUAAUCUUAUAAAACAGUGUUGGGAACAAUGUUUAACAUUUUUGUGCCAAUUUGUUCCUGUAUUCAUGUAUGUAUGUUACAAAUCUGAAACUUCAUUUUUAAGUUCCUUGUUACAUCAUGGUCAUUUUCUAGUUUUUUACCAGACUCCCCAUCUCACAAUAAAAUGCGUCAACAAGUCUGA
Molecule: messenger RNA, 5492 nt
Organism: Haemorhous mexicanus (house finch)
Lineage: Eukaryota; Metazoa; Chordata; Aves; Passeriformes; Fringillidae
Gene: ZEB1
Product: zinc finger E-box binding homeobox 1
Exons: 9
Coding region: 211-3555 (1114 amino acids)
Biological process (GO): regulation of transcription by RNA polymerase II; anatomical structure development
Molecular function (GO): DNA-binding transcription factor activity, RNA polymerase II-specific; RNA polymerase II cis-regulatory region sequence-specific DNA binding
Source: RefSeq, a predicted model, not a curated record